UAUCGUUAGGAAAUGAAGACAUUACUGCUGUAUUUAACCGGUUUGGUUCUGUACAGUGCCGGUCAACAACUCCCUGAAAAGGACUGGUGGGAGACGGCACUGUUCUACCAGAUUUACCCGCGAUCAUUCUACGACACCAAUGGGGACGGAGUUGGGGACAUCAAAGGUGUAACGGCGAAGCUGCAGUACCUGAAGGAUACGGGAAUCGAUGCGACCUGGUUGAGCCCGGUGUUCAAGUCUCCGCAACGGGACUUUGGAUACGAUGUGAGUGAUUUUAUCGAAGUGGAUGAGCUGUUUGGUACUAACGAAGACCUGGAGGAGCUGUUUGCCGAGGCGAAGAAGUUGGGGAUCAGAAUCAUCUUGGACUUUGUGCCGAAUCAUUCCAGUGUGGAGCAUUGGUGGUUCAACCAGUCGGAGCUAGGAGUGGAACCGUACAAGGAUUACUACGUAUGGCAUCCGGGUAAAAAGAUUGCAGGUCAGGAAAAACCGGACGUUCCGAAUAACUGGAAUUCCGUUUUCUACGGUUCGGCUUGGGAGUGGAGUGACAUUCGAAAAGAGUACUACCUGCACCAGUUCGAGGUAAGUCAACCGGAUUUAAACUACCGAAAUGAGAAAGUUAUUGCAGAAUUUGAUGAGAUUCUACGCUUUUGGCUGGGAAAAGGCGCGUCCGGAUUCCGAGUGGAUGCCAUCAACCAUAUGUUCGAAGAUGAACUUUUCCGGGACGAAACGGUGGUUGAUCCAUCCGAUCCAUUGAGCUACGGUUACACCAAUCACAUGUACACAAACAGCUUGUUGGAAACCUACGAUGUGAUCGGUCACUGGAGACGUGUCUUGGACGAGUUUACAGAAGAAAACAGUCGUGAAACUAUAAUCAUGAUGACCGAAGCCUACACCAGUAUGGAUAUGAUCAUGCGGUUUUACGAGUCGGACGACGGGACCGAACAGCGAGCUCAUUUCCCGUUUAACUUUGCCAUGAUCACGGAACUGGAUGCCGGAUCCAAGGCUCGGGACUUCAAAUUCGUCAUCGAUCGAUUCCUGGAAAACAUGCCCCGUGGAAAGGUCACCAACUGGGUGCUGGGAAACCAUGAUCAACCACGCGUUGGCAGUCGGUACGGACGGGAGCGCAUUGAUGGAAUGCUAUUGAUGUUGCUGACGCUGCCUGGCGUCGCCGUAACCUACAACGGUGAGGAAAUCGGUAUGCUAGACUUCCGAGACAUCUCCUACGAAGACAGUCGCGAUCCACAGGGAUGCAACGUGGGACCCGAAGAGUACCAAUGGAAAUCGAGAGACCCCCAGCGUACUCCUUUCCAGUGGGAUGAUUCCUACAAUGCAGGAUUCUCCUCGGCCAAUAGGACUUGGUUGCCAAUUUACCCGUACUUCCGUCAGACAAACCUUCGCAAACAAUGGGAAGCGGACUACAGUACGUACAAAUUCUAUGUGGACGCCGUAAAGCUACGCAAGAAUCCCGUCUUUUCCCACGGUCACUACAAAUCGCGAGCGCUGGCCGAGAACGUGUUUGCCUUUGUACGUUACAUAAAACCGCAGCAAGAUCCAAGUGGAAUCUACGAUGACCACUACUUCAUCACCGUUGUGAAUCUGGCCGACGAAGUCACGACCGUUGAUCUGGGUUACCUCUAUGAAGUGGGCAACAGUUCGGUCGUGGUUCGCUUAACUGGAACGGAGUCUCUGUAUAGAGUCGGCCAAGGUGUGAAUCCGUACAGCGUGACUUUGGGUCCGUAUGAAUCGCUAGUCAUAGCAGAAUCGACAGCGGCGACCAUUCGGGCAACGAUUACACUGGUUGCGUUAGCGAUAAUGAGGUAUCUGUUUCUGUAAUUAUCGCGGAAAA
Messenger RNA from Ochlerotatus camptorhynchus, 1846 nucleotides. RefSeq names its product maltase 1-like. Bases 13 to 1833 code for a protein of 606 amino acids. Lineage: Eukaryota; Metazoa; Arthropoda; Insecta; Diptera; Culicidae. The record is from RefSeq and is a predicted model, not a curated record. The transcript has 5 exons. Gene Ontology annotation, biological process: carbohydrate metabolic process.